AUGAAACAGCCAACUUCAAGCACCAAGAUAAAGAGUAUAUCCAACAACAAAAAAAGUGACAAGACGCUGGAGACACUGAACAGAGUUUUAGCCUCUGAACAAAGUUUGAAGAAGACCAAAAAAUCACAAUAUCCAACAAUAUUAGUGUUUUACUACAGGAACCGUAAGAAAAUAAAUUCAAAUCAAAUAGAGAAUGACCAGUCCCGAGACAACUCCAUCAAUCCAAUCCAAGAUGAGGAGGACAAAGACCUAGACCCAUCUGAAGGAUGUUCACAGGAGGCCGAUGACAUCGACUCAUGGGAAGGAUAUUCACAAGAGGAUGAAGACCUCAACUCAUGGGAAGGAUCUUCACAGAAGGACGAAGACCUCAACUCAUGUGAAGGAUCUUCACAGAAGGAAGAAGACCUCGACCCAUGUGAAGGAUCUUCACAGAAGGAAGAAGACCUCGACCCAUGGGAAGGAUCUUCACAGAAGGACGAAGAUCUUGACUCAUGGGAAGGAUCUUCACAGAAGGAAGAAGACCUCGACACAUGGGAAGGAUCUUCACAGAAGGACGAAGAUCUUGACUCAUGGGAAGGAUCUUCACAGAAGGACGAAGAUCUUGACUCAUGGGAAGGAUCUUCACAGAAGGACAAAGACCUCGACCGAUUGGAAGGAUCUUCACAGAAGGACGAAGACCUCAACUCAUGUGAAGGAUUUUCACACAAGGAUGAAGACCUCGACCCAUGGGAAGGAUCUUCACAGAAGGACGAAGACCUCGACUCAUGUGAAGGAUCUUCACAGAAGGACGAAGACCUCGACCCAUGGGAAGGAUCUUCACAGAAGGACGAAGAGCUCGACUCAUAUGAAGGAUCUUCACAGAAGGAUGAAGACCUCGACCCAUGGGAAGGAUCUUCACAGGAGGGUGGGCAGGAUUAG
Molecule: messenger RNA, 918 nt
Organism: Sapajus apella (tufted capuchin)
Lineage: Eukaryota; Metazoa; Chordata; Mammalia; Primates; Cebidae
Product: sperm protein associated with the nucleus on the X chromosome N2-like
Exons: 3
Coding region: 1-918 (305 amino acids)
Source: RefSeq, a predicted model, not a curated record